AUGGAGAAGCUGGCUGCCGGGCUGGCCGGCCUGCGCUGGAGCAUGGGCGCCUUCCCGCUCGACCUCAUCGUCAGCCGCUGCCGCCUGCCCACGCUCGCCUGCCUCGGGCCAGGGGAGUAUGCUGAGGGUGUCAGUGAGCGAGACAUCCUGCUCAUCCACUCCUGCCGCCAGUGGACAACAGUGACAGCCCACACCCUGGAGGAGGGCCACUAUGUCAUCGGGCCCAAGAUCGACAUCCCCUUGCAGUACCCAGGGAAGUUCAAGCUCCUGGAGCAGGCCCGGGAUGUGCGAGAGCCGGUGAGAUACUUCAGCAGUGUGGAGGAGGUGGCCAGCGUCUUCCCUGACCGUAUCUUUGUGAUGGAAGCCAUCACUUUCAGCGUCAAGGUGGUAUCAGGCGAGUUCAGCGAGGACAGCGAGGUGUACAACUUCACACUGCACGCGGGCGACGAGCUCACCCUCAUGGGCCAGGCGGAAAUCCUGUGUGCCAAGACCACCAAGGAGCGCUCUCGCUUCACCACCCUCCUGCGCAAGCUGGGCCGGGCAGGGGCGCUGGCUGGGGUGGGCGGCGGUGGCCCGGGAGGUGCGGGGGCCGCAGGCGGUGGGGGCGCUAGGCCCGUCAAGGGCAAGAUGCCGUGCCUCAUCUGCAUGAACCACCGCACCAACGAGAGCCUUAGCCUGCCCUUCCAGUGCCAGGGCCGCUUCAGCACGCGCAGUCCGCUGGAGCUGCAGAUGCAGGAGGGCGAGCACACGGUGCGGGCCAUCAUCGAGCGCGUGCGGCUGCCGGUUAACGUGCUAGUGCCCAGCCGGCCUCCGCGCAACCCAUACGACCUGCACCCGGUGCGCGAGGGCCACUGCUACAAGCUGGUCAGCAUCAUUUCCAAGACAGUGGUGCUAGGGCUGGCGUUGCGCCGCGAGGGCCCCGCGCCGCUGCACUUCCUGCUGCUCACCGACACGCCUCGCUUCGCGCUGCCGCAGGGGCUGCUGGCCGGGGACCCGCGCGUCGAGCGCCUGGUGCGCGACAGCGCCUCCUACUGCCGCGAGCGCUUCGACCCCGACGAGUACUCC
Otolemur garnettii (small-eared galago) is the source of this 1065-nucleotide messenger RNA. RefSeq names its product GRB2 associated regulator of MAPK1 subtype 2 (gene GAREM2). The annotation marks the transcript as partial. The transcript has 4 exons. The record is from RefSeq and is a predicted model, not a curated record. NCBI's taxonomy places the organism in Eukaryota, Metazoa, Chordata, Mammalia, Primates, Galagidae.